This is a messenger RNA of Daucus carota subsp. sativus, 2949 nucleotides long. Its product is annotated as G-type lectin S-receptor-like serine/threonine-protein kinase At4g27290. The record is from RefSeq and is a predicted model, not a curated record. Gene Ontology annotation, biological process: recognition of pollen; protein phosphorylation. The coding region runs from base 1 to 2949 and encodes 982 amino acids. Gene Ontology annotation, molecular function: protein kinase activity; ATP binding. NCBI's taxonomy places the organism in Eukaryota, Viridiplantae, Streptophyta, Magnoliopsida, Apiales, Apiaceae. The transcript has 10 exons.
AUGGAAAGCACUUACUUCAUUCUGUUCUGCUCCAUUUUGAUGCUUUUCGCCUAUACAAAUUUGGCAAAUGCAAUUGAUACUAUAACUGUUAAUCAAACAAUUAGAGAUGAUGAUAACAGCACCAUCAUGUCGGCUAAAGAAACUUUUCAAAUGGGAUUCUUUAGCCCUGGUAAUUCAAAGAGUCGGUUUUUGGGCAUAUGGUACAAAAAUAUAGCCAAUCUGACUGUUGUCUGGGUUGCUAAUAGAGACACGCCACUUACUGAUACAUCAGGCAUGCUCAUGAUUGACGCUAAUGGAGUUUUAGUACUCAUUAAUGGUGACAAUAAAAUAAUUUGGUCAUCCAACUCAUCAAAUACUGUGAUGAGUCCUGUGGCACAAUUGUUAGAUACAGGAAAUCUUGUGAUCAGGUAUGCGAAUGACAGUUAUCCUGAAGAUUUCCUCUGGCAGAGUUUUGAUCACCUUGGCGAUACUAUUCUACCAGGCAUGAAGUUUGGCUGGGACUUGGUGAAACACGUAGAAAGGUAUCUCAUAUCCUGGAAAAGCCCGGAUGAUCCAUUUCCAGGCAAUUACACAUAUGGAGUCUAUCUAAAAGGAUAUCCACAGCGAGUUGUAUGGAACGGUUCAGCUAUGAGAUUCAGGUUUGGACCAUGGAAUGGUGUUCAGUUUGGUGGCAAGUCUAAUUUGAUGCAGAAUAUGGUUUUCACAUAUGAUGUUGUGUCUGACGAAAAGGAUUUGUAUUACAUGUUUAAACUUCUCAAUAGUUCUGCUGCGAUGAGAAUGAUCUUAAAUUCAUAUGGAGAUCUAAAAAUUCUUACAUGGACUAACAAUAUGCAAGGUUGGGAUAACACUGUGACUCUGCCAACAGAUAAAUGCGACGACUUUGCAUUAUGUGGGGCAUCUGGUAUUUGUAACAUUACUGAGAAAAAUUAUGGACGUGACAUCUGCGGGUGUUUGGAUGGGUUUGAGCCAAAAUUUUCAGAAAAAUGGAGGUUAGCAGAUCAUUCUGAUGGUUGUGUUCGCAAAUCUAAGUUGAUGUGUGGGAAUGAAGAUAGUUUUCAGAGUUACCCCAAUCUCAAAUUUCCAGAUACUCGAAAUUCAUGGUUUGAUCGUCUUAACCUAGAGGAAUGUGCAGCUAAGUGCUUGAAGAACUGUUCAUGCACAGCAUAUGGAAAUAUUGAUGUAAAAGAAGGUGGAAGUGGAUGCUUAUUGUGGUUCAGUGACCUGCUUGAUAUCAGAGAAUAUCUGGGAAAUGUUCAAGUUCUUUAUGUAAAAAGGGCUGCUGGAGAAUUAGGAAGAAGCACAAUUGGAAGAGCAAAGAAGCCGCUAUGGAUUAUUAUCAUUGCUGUAUUAGUUAUAGUAACAAUAUUCCUAAGCCUCUUUAUAUCAACUGUGUAUCGAAAACGAACUCUGACAGGAAAAGGUGAAUCAACACAUAAUAGUGAGAAGAAAGGUCUGGAAUUACCAUUGUUUGACUUGGUAACAAUUGCUGAAGCAACAAACGAUUUCUCGGAAAACAAUAAGCUUGGAGAAGGCAGCUUUGGACCUGUUUACAUGGGAAUCUUGGAGGAAGGAAAAGAAAUAGCAGUAAAAAGGCUCUCAAAGACUUCUAAACAAGGACUAUACGAGUUCAAGAAUGAGGUUUUAUGUAUUUCUGAACUUCAACACCGAAAUCUUGUGAGGCUUCUGGGAUGCAGCAUUGACGAAGGAGAAAUGCUACUGAUUUACGAAUACAUGCCCAACAAAAGCCUUGAUUUCCAUAUAUUCAACAAGGAACGAAGCAGAUCUCUGGAUUGGCCAAAGCGCUACAACAUUAUAUAUGGGAUAGCUAAGGGCCUUCUCUAUCUUCACCAAGACUCUAGGAUACAGAUCAUCCAUAGAGAUCUCAAAACUGGGAAUAUACUACUAGACCAUGAGAUGAAUCCAAAAAUCUCAGACUUUGGCACCACUAAGAGUUUCUGGGGAAGUGAAAGUGAGGCAAAUACAACAAGAGUUGUCGGAACAUUUGGCUACAUGUCUCCAGAGUAUGCACUAGAUGGAAUUUUCUCUUUUAAGUGUGAUGUUUAUAGCUUUGGGGUAUUAGUGCUAGAAAUUAUAAGUGGAAAGAGAAUGAAAGACAGACCAAGCAUGGCUGUUGUGUCACUAAUGUUAAGUAGUAAAUGUGAGAUACCUGAGCCUAACCAGCCUGGUUUUUCCACAGAGAGGAAACUUCUUGAUUCAGAUUCUUCAUCCUCUUUGAUAUGUCCGUCUCAAACCGAGCUUUUAAGGGCUAUUUCGAAUUCGGCUACACGCUCUAUCCCUAAUGGGCCUCUCUUCCGUCAAUAUCACCCUAAUGAGCUUAAGGAAAGGGACCAGGGAGUUUUGAGUUUAAUUCUUCUUACAAUGGCUGAAUCUAUCCAAGGGAACAACUCGUUUGACUCAGCCCGUAUCCCUCUGAAGCAAAAACGAGGUCACCCACAAAAAGAUGAAAGCUUAUAUCAUGCAUGUAGGUCAAGCAGUUACAGGCUUACAGCUGUUGUGGAGUCGGAAUUUGAUGAUGGUUAUGUGAUUACUGGUAAAAUUGGCAACUCAGAUCUAAGGGGUGUUCUUUUCAAGCCUGGACAUUAUGCUCCUGUGACGGCAGAAAAUGAUGUGGCCCCGCAUCUUUCGAUGAUCAGAGGAAAGGAGACUCCUCAUGCAACUCAAAAAAGGAGUGAUGCUCGUCAGAGGAGACCUAAAGAGAGUCAUCAGCGGAGAGCUAAUUAUCUAGGAAAUGGCUCAUCUGCACAUCCUCUGGCUGCUAAUUUGUUGACCAGAAGAGACAUAACUGCAACUGUGACAGCUCCUUCAGUUGAAGAAAGAGGCACUGUGGUUCCUGUUGUUCUUGAACCAGGUAAUGCAGUUGCAGAGCAAGAUGCUCUUAUGGCUGCUUCGAAAGGCAAGAACAUGCACCGCCAACUACAUAUAAACUGA